AUGGAAAAAGAAUAUGGCUGGGAUGCGCUAAUAGUGAGUUGGGCUGUGUUUGAGAUUGCUCUCAUGGGACGUUUCUUUCCCCAUGAGUUGAGAAAGGGAAAGAUAAGAGAGUUUCUCACCCUUAAUCCGGAGUCUUUGAGUGUUCAUGAGUACAGUCUGAAGUUCGCACAACUUUCCUGCUAUGCCCUAGAAAUGGUUGUUGACAUGAGGAGCAUGAUUAGUUUAUUUGUUGCUGGGUUGUCUCGUCAGUCAAGCAAGGAAGGCAAGGCAAAGAUGUUGAUAGGGGAUAUGAACAUAGCAAGGCUAAUGAUCCAUUUGCAACAAGUUGAGGAGGAUAAGCGGAAGGAUCAAAAAGAGUUUAAGAAUAAGAGGGCUAAGACAUCAGGGAACGAGUUCAGUAUGGCACAAAGGGGUAGUAAGCCUCCUGCAUGUGCUAAGUGUGGCAGAAACCACUCAGAUAUUUGUCGUGAGGGAUCUACUGGUUGUUUUAUGUAUGGUCAGAACGGUCAUUUUAUGAGGGAGUGUCCUGAAAACAUGCAAGGUAAUGGUAAUAGGGGCAAUAGGGCCCAACUUUCUUCAAUUGCUCCACCAGACAGAGCUGCACCUCGAGGAGCUACUUCAGACUAA
This is a messenger RNA of Solanum verrucosum, 627 nucleotides long. RefSeq lists its product as uncharacterized. The record is from RefSeq and is a predicted model, not a curated record. Lineage: Eukaryota; Viridiplantae; Streptophyta; Magnoliopsida; Solanales; Solanaceae. The transcript is spliced from 3 exons. The coding region runs from base 1 to 627 and encodes 208 amino acids.